GAUUCAUAGAAGCAGAGGAGGAUGAUUAAUUUCAUGGUGUAGAACAGUGAUUCCCAAAGAGCAGCCCAUGGAUUCGUGGUGGAGGAGCUUCUGAGGCGCUGUCAGAGGGUCCAUUAGGCGAAGAGCAUCUCCAUGGAAUCGUUUGAUGUGAUCUUGGAUGAGAACCAGCUUGAGGACGCCUGUGAACACCUGGCCGACUACCUGGAGGCCUACUGGAAGGCCACCCACCUGCCCAGCAGCAGCCUCCCCAACCCUCUCCUCAGCCGUACUCUGGCCACUUCGACCCUGCCCAGGAGCCCGACUCUGGCCUCUCACUCACAGGGUCCUCCAGGCAAUCAGAGGACGGAUAGCUCAGCCCCGGGCUGGUCUGCUUCCCAAGUUGAAGCAGCAGCCUACCCGGAGCCGGUCUGGAAACCCCAGCACUGGUCUUUGUCCUCCACCCAGCACCACAACCACUGCAGUGGUGCCGGCUGCAGCCUCUCCGGGCAGGAGACGCUGGACUCAGAGACACAGGAGAGUCGAGACUUCACCAAGGAAGAUUCCUGCCAUGAGCCCGUGGACCACUGUGCCGCCCACCGUGACCACAGCCACAGGGCGGAGCCCCACAGAGGUGGCAAGCACAGACACCGCGAGUCCCGGCUACACCACAACGAGUGCAGCAUACAGCGGAGCCGCCACAAAUUCAAGGACACAGAAGGGCUUGCCAGGAAGUGGAACGAGGCUGGGGACUGCAAUAAGGAUGUUUACAUCCGCCAGUGACGUUCCUCCUUUUGUGUUGUUGGGGGUUGGUUGGUUUUUUGUUUUUUGGUUUUUUUUCGGUUUUUAAAGUCUGGUACACCACCACCCUCACACUCAGUCUGGAGGGCAUCUACAUCGCAGUCAUAUUUGAACUGUAUAUUUUGUACCUACUGCUUAACUAGCAAUAGCAUGAAAUAGGGUAUUAAUAUUCUUUUUUUCCUAAGUGCUACCUGAAUUGUCCUGGAAGGCUGCCAUCCUCUCCUUGCGGACUGGACUAUUUCAACUGUCUGGGCUUGAACAAAAUCUUUUGCCAUCCCUAUGGCAUUAGUAUUUUAAGAUGCAUAG
Molecule: messenger RNA, 1083 nt
Organism: Sus scrofa (pig)
Lineage: Eukaryota; Metazoa; Chordata; Mammalia; Artiodactyla; Suidae
Source: RefSeq, a predicted model, not a curated record